AUGACCGACGCCAAGAUUCAAAACGAGAAGGCUGAGCUCGCUCAAGUCGAAGCCGAUGGCUACGAAGAUGCAGAGAGGAGGGGCUCACGCCAGCAGUCCGUCAGUCUGAAUCGUAAUGUCACCGCCAGAAUUCAAAAUCCUCUGGCAGGUAUCCCUCGAGAAACUCUAUUCUACAAUGUGGAGCAAUUCGCCCAAGAGGCAAACAUGACGGAUAUGAUUCCGCUACUUAAGAAAGGCGCCCUGGUCGCUCAAGACCCUCCCUCAUUCGAGACCAUCGAUGACUUGGACGAAGUCGAACGCGAUGCUCUUCGUAAUGAGGUCCUCCACAAGUGGCGUCAGCCUGGUGCCCUAUACUUCACAGUCAUCCUCUGCUCCAUUGGCGCCGCUGUACAAGGAUGGGACCAGACUGGCUCGAAUGGUGCCAACCUGUCAUGGCCUCUCGAUUUCGGGGUCCCCGAUGCCAAACCGAAAACUAAUCUGAAACCGGGCGUCAAUUAUGACACGAUGGACUAUGAUAAGAAUUCGUGGAUUGUGGGUGUGGUUAACUCCGGACCAUAUAUUGGCUCUGCAUUCAUCGGAUGCUGGUGCUCCGACCCCCUUAACAAUUAUAUUGGUCGUCGCGGCACCAUCUUCUUCUCUGCUGUCUUCUGUUUCUUGACCGUGAUCGGCUCAGCCGUCUCGCAAAACUGGCCUCAGCUAUUCAUCACCCGCCUCUUGUUAGGGAUCGGUAUGGGCGCCAAAGCCAGCACUGUCCCGAUAUACGCUGCCGAAAAUUGCCCUGCUGCAAUUCGUGGAGGCCUAGUCAUGUCAUGGCAAAUGUGGACUGCUUUCGGUAUCUUCCUGGGUUUCUGCGCCAAUCUGGCUGUCUACGACGUAGUUCCCAUUGGAUGGCGUCUACAGCUCGGGUCCGCCUGUCUUCCAGCCCUCCCUCUGCUUAUUGGCGUGUAUUUCUGCCCAGAAUCGCCAAGAUGGUAUAUCAAAAAGGGACGAUACUCAAACGCUUUUCGAUCACUUUGCCGACUGCGAAACACGCCUCUACAAGCUGCUCGUGAUCUUUACUACAUCCACGCUCAAAUUCAAGAGGAGGCAGAUAUCAUUGGUCGAAGCAACUAUUUCACACGCUUUUUCGAACUUUUCACAAUACCACGUGUACGCCGGGCGACAUUGGCCUCUUUUGUCGUCAUGUUGGCUCAGCAAAUGUGCGGUAUCAACAUCAUUGCCUUCUAUUCCUCUACUGUCUUCCGCGAAGCUGGUGCUGGUAACUUGGAAGCUCUCCUCGCCUCUUUCGGUUUCGGUCUUGUAAAUUUCGUUUUUGCAUGGCCAGCUGUUUGGACAAUUGACACCUGGGGACGCCGAAACCUGCUCUUAUUUACAUUCCCGCAGAUGGCGUGGACAUUAUUAGCAGCAGGCUUAUGCUUCAUCAUUCCCGAACAGAGCAACGCACAUCUUGGGUUGAUCGCCUUCUUCAUCUUCCUCUUCGCCGCCUUUUACUCGCCCGGUGAGGGUCCAGUACCCUUUACCUACUCCGCCGAAGUCUUCCCCCUCUCUCACCGGGAAGUCGGCAUGUCCUGGGCUGUCGCAACCUGCCUAUUCUGGGCAGCUGUCCUCUCCAUCUCCUUCCCGCGAAUCCUACGCGCCUUCCACCCCGUGGGUGCUUUCGUCUUUUACUCGGCGCUUAAUGUCACGGCGUUCGUGAUGAUUCUGUUCCUCGUCCCGGAGACGAAGCAACGGACCUUGGAAGAAUUGGAUUACGUAUUUGCGGUGCCCACGAGAAAGCACGCUGGAUACCAUCUCACAAAAUCGGUUCCCUUCUUCAUCAAGCGCUACGUGUUCUUCAACAAGAGCGCGAAGUUGGAACCUCUCUACACUUUCGACGGUGCGGUUGCGGAGGAUCAACAUAUUGCUGUGAGGAAGGCGUCUGUCGCAGGCUAG
Bacidia gigantensis is the source of this 1932-nucleotide messenger RNA. RefSeq lists its product as uncharacterized. Gene Ontology annotation, biological process: transmembrane transport. Gene Ontology annotation, molecular function: myo-inositol:proton symporter activity. Gene Ontology annotation, cellular component: membrane. Bases 1 to 1932 code for a protein of 643 amino acids. The record is from RefSeq and is a predicted model, not a curated record. Lineage: Eukaryota; Fungi; Ascomycota; Lecanoromycetes; Lecanorales; Ramalinaceae. The transcript is spliced from 5 exons.